This is a messenger RNA of Condylura cristata (star-nosed mole), 5509 nucleotides long. It is a transcript of the gene TSC22D1, whose product is annotated as TSC22 domain family, member 1. The record is from RefSeq and is a predicted model, not a curated record. Lineage: Eukaryota; Metazoa; Chordata; Mammalia; Eulipotyphla; Talpidae. Bases 52 to 3180 code for a protein of 1042 amino acids. The transcript has 2 exons. Gene Ontology annotation, biological process: regulation of transcription by RNA polymerase II.
GGUGGAGAAGGAAAUUGCACUCGCCUCCUCCGCCCCCCGGUACCCAACACAAUGCACCAGCCGCCUGAGUCCACCGCCGCCGCGGCCGCUGCAGACAUUAGUGCUAGGAAGAUGGCGCACCCGGCAAUGUUCCCUAGAAGGGGCAGCGGUAGUGGCAGCGCCUCUGCUCUCAAUGCAGCAGGUACCGGUGUGGGGAGUAGUAAUGCCCCAUCUUCCGAGGAUUUUCCGCCUCCGUCGCUGCUCCAGCCGCCACCUCCUGCAGCAUCUUCUACAGCGGGACCACAGCCUCCGCCUCCACAAAGCCUGAACCUCCUUUCGCAGGCUCAGCUGCAGGCACAGCCUCUUGCGCCAGGAGGAACUCAAAUGAAAAAGAAAAGUGGCUUCCAGAUUACUAGCGUUACCCCGGCGCAGAUCUCCGCCAGCAUCAGCUCUAACAACAGUAUAGCAGAGGACACUGAGAGCUAUGAUGAUCUGGAUGAAUCUCACACAGAAGAUCUGUCUUCUUCGGAGAUCCUCGAUGUGUCACUUUCCAGGGCUACUGACUUAGGGGAGCCUGAACGUAGCUCCUCAGAAGAGACUCUAAAUAACUUCCAGGAAGCCGAGACACCUGGGGCAGUCUCUCCCAACCAGCCCCACCUUCCUCAGCCUCAUUUGCCUCACCUUCCACAACAGAACGUUGUGAUCAAUGGGAAUGCUCAUCCACACCACCUCCAUCACCAUCAUCACAUUCAUCACGGGCACCACCUCCACCAUGGGCACCACCAUCCAUCUCAUGCUGGUGUGGCCACUGCAUCCAUUCCUGGAGGGCCACCUUCAAGCCCAGUAUCCAGAAAACUCUCUACAACUGGAAGCUCUGACAGUGCUAUAUCAGCUGCACCAACUUCUGCUGUAUCAUCGGGUGGUUCACCUGCAUCUGUAAUGACUAAUGUCCGUGCUCCGAAUGUUACUGGCAGUAUAGGUAUAAAUUCGGUUACUGGCGCUAACACAGUGAAUAAUGUUAACGUUACUGCUGUGGGUAGUUUUAGUCCUAAUGUGACAAGCAGCAUGCUAGGUAAUGCUAACAUAAAUGCAGGCAAUAUUCCUAGUGCCGCUGGUGUGAGUGUUGGGCCUGGAGUUGGCAGCGGUGUUAAUGUGAAUAUAUUGAGUGGCAUGGGCAAUGGUACUAUUUCUUCCUCUGCUGUGAACAGUGUCCCUAACGCAGCUGCAGGGAUCACUGUGGGAUCAGUUUCAAGUCAGCAGCAACAACCAACAGUUAACACCUCAAGGUUCAGAGUUGUGAAGUUAGAUUCUAGUUCUGAACCCUUUAAAAAAGGCAGAUGGACUUGCACUGAGUUCUAUGAAAAGGAAAAUGCAGCACCUGCUACAGAAGGUGUGGUGAUAAAUAAAGUGGUGGAGACUGUAAGACAAAAUCCGAUAGACGUGACCUCUGAGAGGGAGAGCACUAGUGGGAGUUCAGUGAGCAGUAGUGUCAGCACACUGAGUCACUACACAGAGAGUGUGGGAAGUGGAGAGAUGGGAGCCACUGCUGUGGUGGUCCAGCAGCAGCAACCGGCUCUUCAAGGUGUGGCCCUUCAGCAGAUGGAUUUCAGUAGCGCUGGGCCACAGAGUAUUUCAGCGGUUAGUAUACCACAGAGUAUUUCUCAGUCACAGAUCUCACAAGUCCAAGAACUGAGCUAUCCGCAAAAGCAAGGUCUUCAGCCAGUACCUCUGCAAGCCACUAUCAAUGCUGCAACUGGUAUCCAGCCAUCACCUGUUAACGUGGUUGGUGUAACUUCAGCUUUAGGUCAGCAGCCUUCCAUUUCCAGUUUGGCUCAACCCCAACUGCCAUAUUCUCAGACGGCUCCUCCAAUGCAAACUCCCCAUCCAGGGGUACCAACCCAGCAGUUACAGUAUGGACAACAGCAGCCAACAGUUUCCACACAGAUGACCGCGGGCCAUGGUAAAUCAGUGACUCAGAAUCCUACGUCAGAGUAUGUCCAACAGCCCAUCCUUCAAACAGUGGUGUCCACCGGCCAGCCCAGUUCUGCAGGAGUGGGAACAGGAACCACGGUGAUUCCUAUGGCUCAGCCACAGAGCAUCCAGCUGCCAGUGCAGCCCACAGCAGUCCAAGCACAACCUGCAGGGGCAUCUGGCCAGCCUGUUGGUCAAGCUCAAACAGCAGUAUCCGCUGUAUCUACUGGCAGUCAAAUAGCAAAUAUUGGUCAACAAGCAAACAUACCUAUUGCAGUGCAGCAGUCCUCUACCCAAGUCACACCUUCAGUUAUUCAGCAAGGUGCUCCUCCAUCUUCACAGAUAGCUCCACCUGCUCAAACUGCGAUUAUUCAUCAGGGAGUUCCAACUAGCGGAUCAAGCCUUCCUCAACAAUUGGUCGUUACACCCCAAAGUACCUUGUUAACUGUGCCUCCCCAGCCACAAGGAGCAGAAUCAGUAGCUCAAGGAGUUGUUUCGCAGCAGUUGCCUGCAGUUAGUCCUUUGCCCUCCGCUAGUAGUAUUUCUGUUACAAAUCAGGUUAGUUCAACUGGUCCUUCUGGAAUGCCUUCAGCCCCAACAAACUUGGUUCCACCACAGAAUAUAGCACAACCCCCUGCCACCCAGAAUGGUAAUUUGGUUCAAAGUGUUAGUCAACCUCCAUUGAUAGCAACUAAUAUAAAUUUGCCUUUGGCACAACAGAUACCACUAAGUUCUACUCAGUUCUCUGCACAAUCAUUAGCUCAGGCAAUUGGAAGCCAAAUCGAAGAUGCCAGGCGCUCAACGGAACCCUCCUUAGUUGGUUUACCUCAGACUAUCAGUGGUGACAGUGGGGGAAUGUCAGCAGUUUCAGAUGGGAGUAGCAGCAGCCUAGCAGCCUCUGCCUCUCUUUUCCCGUUGAAGGUGCUACCGCUGACGACACCCCUGGUGGAUGGCGAGGAUGAGAGCUCUCUAUUUCAGUGCUUCUCUCCUACCAGAGGUGCAAGGAGUGAUCCUAGAACCACAGAUCAGCCAAGACCACGGAGAGCUUUUGACGUCAGGGGUCCACUUUCUCCACUGAACCCUUGGAGGCAGAAUAUCCAGCUUCUGGAGAGAGUGGGAAAGGAUAAUAAACAAGUGGGUGCUUUCCAUUAUUUACUUGGGUUUAUUUAUAGAUUGGAGUGUCCUUCCAUUGCCCAUUACUCUAUUGGUAUACUCCUUGGGUUCAUGUAAGAACCAAGUGGGGCUGCAGUCUGUUUGUUUUUCUAAGAAUGGUAACUAGUGCCCAUUCAAAAAAGAGACAAAUUUAUGUAAUUUUCUCUCCAGAUAAUUAAAACAGUGGAUGAUUUUGGGCACUGUAUUUAAUGAAUUCCUGUCUAAUCCACAGGAAUUUAAAAAUUUGCUCAUUUUCACCUUUAAUGGUAUUUAAGUGGGCUUUCUAAGUACUCUUUUAUAUUUUAGUAAAUAAGUUUCUGUAUUUCAUCUUUGGGCAAGCUGGACAUCUGAACUCUCCUAAUUUGUACAGUUGGAUGUCCAGGUUUUAUCUACCCUUUUAGUGAGAACUUUUUGGUCUUCUCCUACCUCAAACUUUAGGACAUCAUAUUAAUUAGAUCUUUGAGGAGAUGCAAUGAUCAUACCAUUAUGGUUUUACUGUCAAACCUAGGCUUCAUUCUUUAAUAAGAUAAAUAUGAAUGAAUAAGUUUCAGGAUAUAAUCUAUCCCUGAAAGCUAUAUUAAAUAUUCGAGAAAAAAGUAGUUUUCUAGACCCUAGGAAUAAUGUUAUUUGUGGCAAAAGAGCCUUGUCCUAGAUUCUCCCCAUGGCAUUAAGAUGGUUUUCUUGUAGUUUCUUUGAUGCCACGGGUAGGAUUUGAUUCCAGGAAGUUCUUAUCAUCUACAGUGGGUAGAACGUGAACUUGGUGCUUUUGGCAAGUUUUCAUUUUUCCUUGGUGGAUUCCUUCUGUGACUCCUGGUAUCUUGAUAAUGGGAGACCGGUUUAUUUGUUCUCUAAUUGCCCAGAUUUCUUUCAACUGGUAAACAUCAUACUUCUUCAGCAAAAGAAAUCUUCUAGCAGAGCCUUCAUGGAUGAUAUCUGUCACACACAGCACCUGCAGUUUGGAAGGCAGUGGUGAACGGAGCCAUGCAAUAUAUCUAGAAGACACCAGGAUGAGAGAGCCACCUGAUCUUGUCAUUUAUAAACUUUAAGAUUUUCUCUGGUGUAUUCUUGGUCUGGAGAUGGAAAGGCUCAAAUAAGGAGAUUUCUGAUUGGAAUUUCACAUGGCCAUGAAAACACUCCUUUCUAUUCAGAAGACUGAAAUAGAGAAAAGCAUGAGAGACUUCUCUUUUAAAAGCAGCUCUCUGAAUCCGUUUCACUUGAAAAAUUUCUGGAAUUGAAAGUCACCUUAAUGGAGCAGGCAAACCUUUUCUUUUACUAGUAUAGGAAAUCCAGAAAGUGAAUGAAACAGUUUUUUUGUUGCCUGGCACUGAAAGGAAUUAGUAAAUAAAGGGUAAACUUUAUUCUCAAAUUAAUUUUAGGAGAAUAUGCUCUUUUAGCUUGUCUUUUUCUGGUCUUGAGCCUUACUCUUACUGGUCAAAUCAACAAGGCUUUCAGUUUAGAAAUAGAAGAGACAUCUUUUGCGAUCAAAGCAGUUUUGUCAAGCUUCUGCAGUUAAAAACCCGGUUAAACCAAGUAUUGUUCUGCAUUGAAAGCAUACUAAAGUUGGAAUGAUUCUGAAACAAAUUAUUUUGUAGGACAAAGACAAUUAGUAGUAUUAGAAUAAGCCUCUACAAUCCAUACUAUCCAUUAAUAGAAAUAGUUUUCAGAAUGUUUCUGUAUCUCUCUUUGUUUUCUAUAGCUGAAUAGUCAAAAACUGUUAGAGAAGUUUUCAAAAGAUAUAUUUAGCAUAAAUUGUAACUAUAGAACUUCUAGAAUUACAUUAAUGUGGAAACAUCUAAAAUGUUUAAGGAAUCUUAAAAGAUUUAGAAGCCAUAUUUGCUAAGAUACAACCUGGCCUUCAGUCAUGGUUGACUCUCUGUGAGAGCAUUUUUGUAUGUGUAGUAGUUAAAAGUAAUUUUAAAAGAUCAGUUGGAACUAAAAUUUCCUUAGAGCUCUGAAUUUCCUUAAACCAUUACAACUGUUUAUUUUUGAUUUUUUUGUUAAGUGUUAAUAAAACAGUUGUUUUAUAAACAUGUAAAAAUUAAAAAUAGCUGUACAAAAUUUUAGAACCAUGAGGGUAACUGAAAGUGAAAUUUUACUAGAAUGAAGGUAGUUGAACUCUGCGAGCCACACUAUAAAACCAUUUUAUGGCCUGUGAGAUUAUUAGCCUUUGUUUCUCAGCUUUGAAGAUGAAAAGUUAAUCUCUUACUCUCAUGCUUUGACUAAAUUUUAGCAGUGUUCCUUGAAGUGUGCAAAAGAAAUACAAGUGCAUUUCUAUUCAUCUCAUGACACUAAAAGCUCUUUAAAGGUGGAACUUUUUGUAUAUUAAUAUGAACUGAUUUGUUUAAACUUCUUUAUACAUUUUCCUUUCAGAUUUUUUUUAUAUUUUGUGUCACAAUAUGCAAAUUAU